AGGACUACUACUACUACUGCUACUAACAGUCAGAGAGUUGUAAUAAGGAUGAGGGCAGUCAUCCCACUGCUGGUGCUGCUGUUCUCCAUGUGUGGAGCUCAGACUCAGAGCACCCAGACUGAAGUUCAGACAGAGAGCCAGAGCACUGGGGCUGCUGCUGCUGCUGCUGCAGUCAGUACCACGCUGGAUGUCUCUGCUGAGCUCAGGGAACUCAGAGACAUGGUAGUGGAACAGAGAGUGCUGCUGAGUGUCACCCAGAAAGAGCUACAGAACACCAAAUCCCUACUGUACAAAAUGGAGACUGAGAAUGAUGCUCAGAACACAGAGAUGGCCGUGCUAAAGACCAGACUGGCUGCUAGUGAAACUGAAGUGCUGAAUCUGAGGAAGGAAACUGCAUCACAGACAGUUUAUCUGAGUGAGAGACUGGCAGCCACUGAGACUGACAUGGAGCAGGUGAAGAAAGACACCACAGCACAACACACAGACCUGACCACUAUGCAACCCAAGGUGGCAUUCUCAGCAGGGCUGGGUUUAGUAGACAUACAGGCUGGGAAAACUGACUUGAACUUGGUCUUCACUAGAAUCAUCACCAAUGUAGGGCAGGCCUACAGUGACACAACAGGCUUCUUCACAGCUCCAGUCAGGGGAGUCUACUACUUCAGAUUCACGGUCAUGGAUUUACUAAACUCACACUGGAUGGCAAUCAUACUAUACAGGAAUGGAGAGCGGAUCAUGUUUCUAAAUGAGCAUGAUACAGAUGGACACGCCACUUAUCUGUCCAGUGGUGUGACUCUGCAGCUGGAGGUGGGAGAUACAGUUAACAUGGGACUCCCUGCAAGCCGCAGGCUCCUUAGUAGAGAAGAUAAUCACAGCACCUUCAGUGGCUUCCUGCUGUUUCCUCUCUGAAUGGAACAGACUGUUCAACCACUUAUGUUAAAUUAAUUGUUUCAUGAGCAUGACAAAAUAAAUAAUUUUAAAACA
This is a messenger RNA of Alosa alosa (allis shad), 981 nucleotides long. RefSeq lists its product as uncharacterized. The record is from RefSeq and is a predicted model, not a curated record. The transcript has a single exon. Lineage: Eukaryota; Metazoa; Chordata; Actinopteri; Clupeiformes; Clupeidae. Bases 49 to 906 code for a protein of 285 amino acids. Gene Ontology annotation, molecular function: protein binding.